UAGGAAUUAUAUAUAAAGAGCCAUUACCAGAACGGUCUCAUCACUAACAAAAAAAAAACAUUAUGCGUGUAUUUGUUACUGGAGCAACAGGGUUUAUUGGCUCUGAAAUUGUGAGACAGCUUAUCGCAGCUGGACAUGAAGUGGUCGGUUUAGUGCGUUCUGAAGAAAGCGCUGCAAAACUCAAAACUGCUGGAGGCAUACCUCAUCUUGGUACACUUGAGGAUCUGGAUAGUCUGAAGAGUGGAGCAGCACAUUCUGACGGCGUUAUCCAUACAGCUUUUGUUCAUGACUUUAACAAGUAUCAAGAGGUCUGCGAUAUUGAUGUUCGUGCGAUUGAAACGAUUGGUGAAGCCCUCAAAGGAUCUGAUCGUCCUUUCGUUACCACUUCUGGAACUGCGGUGGUUCCCCUUACUGGUACGGUAGGCACAGAGGUAACCCAAAUUAGUCAAUCGCCAAUUCCACGUUACUUUGGGGAGAUAGCAACUUUGAAAUUUGCUUCUCAAGGAGUGCGUUCCUCAGUUGUCCGCCUUCCACCAAGUGUUCAUGGGACCGGAGAUUAUCAGUUCGUGCCAAAGCUUAUUGAUACAGCUAAAAGUAAAGGUGUCUCUGCUUAUAUUGGCGAAGGUGUGAAUCGAUGGCCUGCCGUUCACAGAAAAGAUGCCGCUAAUCUAUUCAUAUUGGCACUUGAACAAGGAACUCCUGGAGACAUCUUCCAUGGUGUUGCCGAUGAAGGUAUUCCGACCAAAGAUAUUGCAACCGUGAUUGGCAAACGACUCAAUUUACCUAUUGUCUCCAAACCCUCUGAAGAAGCAACCGACCAUUUUGGAUUCCUUGGCACAUUCUUUUCUUUGGAUAAUCCAACUUCAAGUACCUUGACACAGCAACGUUUAGGCUGGAAGCCUUCACAUCCCACACUUUUGGCUGAUCUGGACAGUGAGGCGUACUUUUAAGAACUAGAACAGAAUCGCCUGCCUAGUAAAUAAUGAUAUUGGCAUCAACUCAGGAUCGACAGUCAAAGAUAUUUGGUUAGAAGCAGCACAUAAUUCCAAAGCCGUCGUCAUACUGCUAAUGAGACCAUCCUAAGCAAGUUUUGCCUUGAUUAUUGAUUCGUGAUUCCGAAAGGUAAAAAUUGUUUCCAAGGUAUCUAAUCACGAACGGAAUAGGAUCAAUUAGUGUAUAUAUGAAUAUUCUGAUGUCGAUAUAUAUCCCAA
Molecule: messenger RNA, 1211 nt
Organism: Schizosaccharomyces cryophilus OY26
Lineage: Eukaryota; Fungi; Ascomycota; Schizosaccharomycetes; Schizosaccharomycetales; Schizosaccharomycetaceae
Product: NAD dependent epimerase/dehydratase
Exons: 1
Coding region: 63-950 (295 amino acids)
Source: RefSeq, a predicted model, not a curated record